CUCUCUAAAAUCCAUCAUUUGUACAAAAACAUUUUUUUUCCUCUCUCAAUAUAUGUGAGGCUUUAGGCCCUCGCCCUUUUCUCUCUCUCUUUUGCCCUCUUUGCCCUAUUUUGCGUGUAUUUCCCGAACCCCAUAAAAACCAAGCAAAGAGAAGAAAAAACCCAUUUUUUCUCAAACCCUUUUUACUACAAACCAAAAACGAGUUGCAAAAUCGAUUACCAACCACAGUGAGAUGGUUGUUGUGUAUUAUUAUAUUUGUUGUUAUUGCCGAUUAUCUUGAGAUCUUGUCCUUCCUACAAUGUUCUUCAUUUUGUAGAGCGGACAAGGGUUUGUCAAUCGGAUUGCUUACUCCCAAGUGUUGGUUUGAUUGCCUGGGUUUUGAAGAGUUUUCUGUGACCAUUCAUAGGCAGAUCGCCCGUUAAUGGGAGGAUAUUGACAGGGGAUUUAACCCUGGAUAAUAGAAUGAUUUAGGCAAUGGAAGAGGACUGUAGAUACUUCUAGAAUUGUUGGAAGUUUACCUUGACAAAGUUUGGACUUACUGUGUUGGAAUCUUGUUUGUAAAAUUUGAAGUGGAGAGCAAGUUUGAUUUACUAGGUUUUUGGAUUGAUUGAUUGACAGUGGAUUAAAUGAAAGCGAACUGAAGCUGGAAAGGAAUGUGGGGAUAUGGUGCAUGGACGGGAGUAUAAUUGCUGGUUCAUUCCGUUACUGGAACACUGCUGUGCGAAAUUAAUUGGAGUUCAUUGUUUUCUUGACGGAGCAUUUUUAUCUCGGAGUACAAUUUUGUGCAAUGUCGCGCUGUUUUCCUUUUCCACCACCAGGAUAUGAAAAGAAGCUUAGACCAGAGGAAGGAGACUUAUUAAAAGAGGAGAAAAGAAAGGAGAAAAAACAUAAAAAGGAAAAGAAGGACAAGGAGAAGAGAGAAGGUAAAGAAAAAAGGGAUAGAGACAGAAGUGAUGGGAAACACAGAGAGAAGAAAGAGAAAAAGGAUAAGCACAGGGACAAGAAGGAAAAACACAAGGACAAAAAGAAGGACAAGGACAAGGAUAAGGAUAAAGAGAAAAGCAGCAUCUCUGAGGAGGGAAGAGUUGCCGUUCCACCUGGGGCUUCUAGUGGGGGGAAACUUCAUGAGAGAGAUGAACAUAAAGAUAGACAGAUCAGCUCAGAGAAAGGGAGAGAUGAACAUAAAGAAAGACACAUUAGCUCAGAGAAAGCCAAACUCCCAAAUCAGUUUCAUGUCCAGCACGGAGAGAAGCCCUUUAAGACCAGCAUCUCUGUUGAGGCAGAGGACCCAAAAUUUGCGCAGGAGUUGGAUAGGAGGAUCAGAGAUGAAGAGAAAGGUGCACAAAGUCAGUUGGCAGAGAGAUCUCCAGUUGAGUGGAAAAGAGAUGAAAAGUCAGACAGAGUGGGCAUCAAAGUUUUUGGAAAUUUGGUUGACAGGGAAAAGAAUAAGGAGGAGAGAGGAUCUAAUAACAAUAAGAUGGACGCGGAAACAUUCAGGGGUGAACAUAGAAUUGGAGCUAAUGCAACACCUCCCAGUUUUUCUACAAUGGCAAAGAACAAUUUUGAAGGAUUUCCCCGACCAGUGGAACAAAAUGUUGGGAACAGAGAGGAAACACCGAAACCUAAGGAAAGACGUGAUGACAAGCCAAGAGAAAAAAACAAGGAUAAAGAAAGGGAAAAGCACAGUCAUGGAAAGCAGAAAGACAAGGAAAAAGAGAAGAAAAAGGAAGAGAAGUCGAAGGAUAAAAAUGAACACAAGAGAAGCCGGAAGGAUAAAUCAAAAGACAACAAUAAGAAUGAUUUUGUUGUUCUUAGUAACAAUAAGCCUCCACUGGUGUCCAAAGAAAACAUUGCUGGUACGGCCACCGAGGGAAUUGUCAAAAAGAGAAAGAAUGUUGAAACUAAUGGUUUCCUGCAUGAGAGUGAAGUCAGGCCUGCUAAAUUGCUGCGGCCCUCAUCCUCUCAGCAGCCAACACAGAAUGGAAAGAAAUUGGACACUCACCCAAAAGCAGACAUAUUUUCUUCUAUUAUACAGGGAGUUGCUUCUGAUACAAUAGUGGAAAACAAGGAGCACAAGAUAAAUGGUAGUAUAGAAGGUCAGCCCAUGUUCAGUAUUAAGGCAACGGCUUCAUCCAUGAUUCCUGGUGCUGAUCAGAUUGCUGAAAUAUGUAAAAAACCAUUAUUCAGUGUUAAGGCAAAGGAUUCUUUCGUGAUUCCUGGUGCUGAUCUGAUUGCUGAAGCAUCAAAAAAACCAUUGUUCAGCGUUAAGGCAAAGGAUUCUUCCGUGAUUCCUGGUGCUGUGCCGAUUGCUGAAGCAUCUAAAAUGCCAUUAUACAGUGUUAAGGCAAAGGAGUCUUCCGUGAUUCCUGGUGCUGAUCUGACCGCUGAAGCAUCUAAAAAACCAUUGUUCAGUGUUAAGGCAAAGGAUUCUUCCGUGAUUCCUGGUGCUGAUCAGAUUGCUGAAGCAUCUAAAAAACCAUUGUCCAGUGUUAAGGCAAAGGCUUCUUCUUUGAUUCCUGGUGCUGACCAGAUUGCAGAAGCAUCUAAAAGACCUCCUCAUCCCGAUUCCAAGUAUUUAAGCCAGAUACUCUCAGUUCCUGUGAUGGAUGAUUGGUCUGGAUAUGAUGACCAGGAAUGGUUGUCCGGAAGCAAAAGAACUCUGCCCAGGAGUACCGAAAUAAGUCUAGAUGAAGUCAAUAAGGAACAUUGUGUAUGGUCUGAAGCUUUGCAAAUAGACUCCGCUGAUGUUUGUGCUCUGCCAUAUGUUAUACCUUAUUGAAUGCUGUUAACAUGAUGAUUCCCAAGGACAAAACUCUUUCAGCGCGUUGCAGCACGAAGCAAGGUUAUGAUGGUGGCAGCUUGUUCUGAAAUUGACUCAACUUCUUGAGGAAGACCCAUCCAAUAACAAUAGGUUGAUUGUUCUGCUCCUGUAUCUUCCCAACCGAAAAGAAGUCUCCGAGAGUUAUCAAUCACCGCCGGAUGUACCUUGGAGUAGCUAGCUUAGACGGAGGGGCGAGGAGUGACUUAUUGUCAUAUAUUUUGCUGCAUACCCAGGUGGAUCGGAUCGAGACGGGACUCAGUGUGUCUAGGAAGAUGCAUAAGCUUGUGAAAGUUUAUUGCUUGGGAUGCUCUUUCACAUUGAGUGCAAAAGAACUAGCUUUUUGUGGUCUUUAUAACUCCACAAUUUUGAUUUGUAACAUAUAGUAUUACUAUAGUUGUAAGAUAGAAGGGGAUGAAAAGGACAAACAAAAAGUUAUUAAAAAAACUAGUAGUUGCAUUCAUUUGAUUUACUGAGAUAUAACAUGAUGUUUCAAGUUAAUUGCGACGAAAAUUAUGUACAUUGGAAUUAGGCCCUUUA
This is a messenger RNA of Solanum pennellii, 3358 nucleotides long. Its product is annotated as myb-like protein X. Bases 788 to 2779 code for a protein of 663 amino acids. The transcript is spliced from 4 exons. NCBI's taxonomy places the organism in Eukaryota, Viridiplantae, Streptophyta, Magnoliopsida, Solanales, Solanaceae. The record is from RefSeq and is a predicted model, not a curated record.